AUGCAAUCUGACGCGCAGCAGCACGCGGCCCUCGCCACAUACGCACGCUUCUGGUGCCUGCACCAGCUCGCGCCGUUCGCCGACCAGGCCUUUGCGCUUGCGGGAGCUAUGGAUCACCGCAUGAUCGACGAGAGCUGCCAGACCGGGCCAGGCGCCUGCUUGCGCGCCCACUUUGACUACGACUGGCUCGUACGACUGCCGCUCGCGCUGGCCUGCCUGCUCUUCCCCGGCCGGCGGCUCCUCCUUCUCGCGCACCUCGUCAACGUCGUCGGAUGGGCCGACCGGAUGCCGGCCGGGCCGGACUUGCAUGCGGUGUGGGACUAUAUGUGCUGGUGCGCGCUGAUGGAGGCCCCCUUCGUGCUCGCCGCCGCCACAUCCUCCUCGAUGGCGGAGACGGCUCGCAAGUUCCUCCCGGCGAUGCGCGCGCAGCUAGUCGUCCUCUACUUCUCGGCCGCCUUUUGGAAGCUCACUUCCUCGUACGACGGCCACUACUCGUGCUCGACAGAGCUCCUCUCCGGCCUCGAGCCCCUCUUCCCGCCCCUCGCCACCCUGAGCGGGCUCAUGCUGCACGCGGCGCCCGCCCUCGUCGCCGGCAUCGAGACUGACUCCUCGUUCAUGAUGACUCACUAG
This is a messenger RNA of Emiliania huxleyi CCMP1516, 630 nucleotides long. RefSeq lists its product as hypothetical. The record is from RefSeq and is a predicted model, not a curated record. Bases 1 to 630 code for a protein of 209 amino acids. Lineage: Eukaryota; Haptophyta; Isochrysidales; Noelaerhabdaceae. The transcript is spliced from 6 exons.